AUGAAGAAAGAAGGAGGAUUUGAAGAGAAGUGGGAGCUGGAUAGAGAUGGGGUAGAGAGGGAUGAUGGUGAAGAGGAUAGAGGGAGAUUUGGAGGGAAUACAGCAGAGUUGUCUUGUGAUGUUAGAGUUGAUGAAGAAGAGAUAGAAUCUAACCUGUUGAAACUGAAGGAUCACAGAGAUGUUGUUGAAGAUUAUGAACAUUUGAUUGAAUUUUAUGAAUCGUCCUCUGAGAACAAUAGUUUUGAAAGUUUGAUUAAAAUUCAAGAAUCCUUGUCAAAUAUUAAAGAGGAAACUCAAUACAGCUCAUCAUUGAGCAAAGACCAAACUUUGCUAAAGAAGACAAAUGAAUUGCACAUUACAAUUUCUUUACUUUUGGAAAAGAUUCAGAAAAUUUUGGAUGUAAAGUCUAAAGAGGCAAAAACUUUUAAAAAAGAAACUAAAUGAGGAAGCAAGCCCAGAAGUGAGCAAGGAAGAGGACUAAGGCAGAGGGAAUUCCAACUGAAAGUGUGGGAACAGGAGACUGAGAUUAGCAAUGGGGUAUAUGUGAAUCAUAUCAGGAAGAAACGCCCAUUUAAUCUGCAGGGUAAAAUGGACAUAUGGUUUGAUAAUAUUCAAGACCUUAACUCUCUCAAGAAAAUAAAGAAAAUCAAGCUUCCAAAGCUUGUAGCUGCUCUAAUUUAUCAUUUUCCAAAGCAGAAAAAGAGUUUGAAGCUUUUUCUUCAGAAUUCUUUCCCAAUGAAUGUCGAUGAAAUACAUUGGGACCCUCAAAAUCUUACUGAUGUUAGUCCUUAUUUGCUUGAAAUUGUAAGGGUCAGCUCCAGAACUUUGAAGACAAUACAGUUUAAUCGCCUAAAGAUGAACGAAGUGCAGACUAAAAAGCUCUUAAGAGCUUGAAAGCACUUAGAGUCCCUAAUAUUUUACCGUACCAGCUUCUCUUUCCCAAAAAUCCCAGACUUCACCAUUGCUCUCGAAAAAACCACCAUAAGAUCUCUUGACCUCAGGUACUGAGAAGGGCCUGACUACAGUAACUGGCUUUCGGCUCCUGAAGAGUUUGACAACUUCAUCAACGGACUCUCCCACUCAGAUUUGUCAAAGUCUCUGGCUAAGAUUUCUUUCGGGGCAAAUUGUCUUCUACCUGGAAGCCUGCUGGCUUACAUAUUUCGGAGUUAUAAAUUUUAUCUGCUCUAA
Messenger RNA from Moneuplotes crassus, 1188 nucleotides. The record is from the annotation of a GenBank genome assembly. NCBI's taxonomy places the organism in Eukaryota, Ciliophora, Spirotrichea, Euplotida, Euplotidae.